CAGUUCCUUCGCGUGGCAGUUGCAACUGUGAGAACCGAAAACAAAACCCGAAUAUCGAAUAAAUUAACUUUCGUAUUAAUUAUUCGUUGUUUUACCCUUAUGGCUAACGUAAUGAAUGGUGAUCAACCCAAUACAAAAAAGAUCUUGUGAAUGGUUAACUUCUUUUUUGAUUAAGUAAACAUGAAGAAUUUGAUGAUAGUGCCCCUUCGAUAUCUAUGCUUUCGUAAAUCAUCAAUUACAUCAGUUACUUCUUACAUGAGAUCAUUAUCUCUCUUUUCUGUUGAGGUUCCAAAAAAGAAGGGGACACAAGGUUCUAAUACUGAACAUGAAGCUGAAGGUCAGCAGAAAUUUGUACUUAAGACUGCAAAGGGAACGCGGGAUUAUGGACCUGUUCAAAUGGCUGUUAAAGAAAAAGCUUUUUCCAAAAUUAUUAAAUGUUUCAAAAGACAUGGUGCGGAAACUAUAGAUACACCAGUAUUUGAACUUAAAGAAACUUUAACUGGGAAAUAUGGAGAAGACAGCAAGCUCAUCUUUGACUUGGCAGACCAAGGAGGAGAAAUACUGUCUUUGAGAUAUGAUUUGACUGUUCCAUUUGCUCGCUACCUGGCAAUGAAUAAAAUUACUAAUUUCAAAAGAUAUCAUAUAGGAAAAGUGUACAGGAGAGAUAACCCAUCUAUGUCCAAAGGUCGUUACAGAGAGUUUUAUCAAUGUGAUUUCGAUAUUGCUGGACAGUACAAUGACAUGGUGCCUGAUGUAGAAUGUGUUCGUAUUAUGAAAGAAAUCCUUUCAGAGCUUGAUAUUGGAGACUAUGUUAUUAAAGUUAAUCACAGACAAAUUUUAGAUGGAAUGUUUGAUGUUUGUGGUGUUCCUGCUGAUAAAUUCCGAACUAUAUGCUCCUCAGUUGAUAAAUUAGAUAAGACUCCUUGGGAAGAGGUUAGAGAAGAAAUGAUAAAUGAAAAGCAUCUAGAUGAAAGUGUGGCUGACAAAAUUGGAGAUUUUGUCAAGAAGCAUGGUGGUGCAGAACUAGUUGAUGAAUUGCAGAAAUGUGAGUCACUUGCUCAAAAUAAGUUUGCUGCUCAAGGCUUGGAAUCUAUGAAGCUAUUUUUUACCUAUUGUGAACUCUACAAUGUGUUAGAUAAAGUAUCAUUUGAUUUGAGUCUAGCCAGAGGUCUCGAUUAUUACACUGGUAUCAUUUUUGAAGCAGUCUUGAAAAGCCAACCUGUUGAGGUGGUAGAUGAGAAUGGAGAAUCCACCAGUAUUGGUAGCAUUGCUGGAGGUGGGAGAUAUGAUAAUUUAGUUGGAAUGUUUGAUGCCAAAAAUAAAAAUGUACCAUGUGUAGGCAUGAGUAUUGGAAUUGAACGAAUCUUUUCUUUGAUGGAAGCAAAACUUCAAGCCAAUGGUAAAAAAAUCCGAAGCACAGAGACUGAAGUAUAUGUAGCUACAGCCCAGAAAAAGUUAGCACACCACAGAAUGAAAUUGUGUCGAGAAUUGUGGGAUGCUGACAUAAAAGCUGAACAAUCGUAUAAACUAAAUCCUAAGCUGUUAGACCAACUUCAAUAUUGUGAAGCUCGAGGCAUUCCAUUGGCAAUUAUUCUUGGGGAAUCGGAAGUGCAAAGAGCUGUUGUAAAAGUGCGAAAUGUGGAGACAAGGGAAGAGAUGGAAGUGUCUCAAGCUGAAUUGAUUAAGUUCCUCAAAGAGCGAAGGACUGCCAAUGAAGAUUGAGUGAUGAUCUGCAUGUAUUUAUUUCCUAUUUAUUUGCCUUCUAGGACAUUUUAUGUGGCUGUGCAACUUCGAUUAAUAGGUGUAAUAUUUCAUUACUUUGUAAGUUUUUGCUACUCUAAAAUCAAUAUAAAUUGUGUUAAUAAUUAGUGUCAAAAAUUUUCAAAACAGUAAUAUUAUAAUAAUUUUCACAUAGUGGAAAAAAUAAGCAGUUUAAAGAGCUAUUAUUUUACAUUUCGAUUAUUAUCCUUGCUAAAAACAAUAAUUAUUGAAUGUUAAUUUUUAAAUAUAUUUGGCACUUUCACAUCCAUGAGGAUAAAAAUUUUCAAUUGUAUUAUUGAAUGUUGCACAUAUUUAAAUAAGAGCUAGAAUCGACUAAGUCUUUAUACUUAAUACCUAAUGUUUUAUGAAGCUUAAUAUCAAAUGCAGACAAAGUCUAUUUUUAUACUUGUAAUUAAAACUUAAAAGUGUAAAUAAUAGUUUUUCAAUAAAUGGGGAAAGUUAAAUGUAUAUUUCUUUUCAUUUCAGCUUGUAAAUUUAAACUUUUAUUAAGAUUAAAACUUUAAAUAUAUAUAUAUAUAUAAUGACUAUUUCACUUGAAAAAUAUGCCAAAGAGUUUUUCAUUUCUUUGAAGUUUCCUAAUUUUUGUACAUCUUUAUAUAUAUAUAUAUAUAUUUGUAUAUGUUUUAAUAUAUAAUUUGUAAAAUGCAUGUUUUUAAUUUCCUCUAUAUAAAUAAUAAUUUUAUAGUUUUUGUCUAUGAAAUUACUUUAAUAAUCGUUUGUGAUUUUAAAAGUACAUUUUGAAUAUUCAGAUAUCUUGUUUAACAUAAAACAUAAUAAUUUUAUGAAUCAUUUUAUGUUUGUAAAUGUAUUGUUUUCAUAUUAUAUUUUGCUUUUGAACAUUUUAAGAUAAUAUGCUAUAAUUUUCUAGAUCUAUAUAUUGUUGAUAUAAUUUGGCACAUAAUAUCAAAUGCAGACAAAUAAUGUAUUAGAUAUGAGAAGGCAUGUGAAAAUAUUGCAAAUGAUCUAUAAAAACUGUGUAUAUCAUAUACUUAAAUAUCUAAAUUGUCUGGAGCUGGGCUAAUUUGAACAAAAGUGACGUGGUGCAAGGUUAAUUUGUAGAGCCUUGACAAGAAAUAUAAAAAAAAGUAAAUUAAUUUAUUUUAAUAAAGUUAACAUUUCAAUUAUACAAAACAUUGUUAGUGAAUCAAGUAGCAAAACAUAUUGCUUCACAAAUUUAUAAUAUGUUAUUUGGGAUGUAAUUUUGUUUAAUUUCCUGACAUGUUUUAUUGCAAAUUCCUUGGUGAUAUAAUUUAGCCUUUUGCCAUAUUUGUAUUCAAUAGAUAAAAUGAUUAAGGAGGUGAUUCAUUGUUGAUUAGUCCUAAAUUUAAAAUUUCUUUUUUUCAAUCUUGAGAAAUAUUUUUUUACAGAUGAUAACAAUAUAAUUUUCUUUAUAGUUAAGUUUGAAUUGUAAGCUAAUUUUUAUUUUUAAAAUAAUAUAUUUGGGUUUUAAAAAAAAUCAAUCAGAUUUGCUAGAUCUUCAGAAAUGCAGGACCUAGUUAUGCUGGGGUCCACUUCCAACUGUCUCUAAUCUGAAGUUGUAUAAUUCACUAUGUAUUGAGCCUUGUUAAUUUUCUUUUCAUCUCAUAAACUGGACAUUUUUUCUAUAGUUCAGAUUAACUUUUUAAUUGCUUUAAAUAAUGGCACAAUUAGUAUUUUGUAAAUUUAAGAUUUUAUCCUUUUUACUUUCUAAAUUCUAAAGAUAGUAUUGUAUUUUACAAUCGUCAGACAUGGUUUACUUAACCAAUAUGCCAUCAAGUAGUAUGCUAUAUUACUUUAAAUUAAAAUCUUAAUAUUCUGUUUAACUAUUCAUUCUAUUGAUGUGCUCGUAGAACAAUUUUUUUGAUACUCGCAAGACGUUUUGAAUUGUAUCAAAAUAUAAAUCUACAAAUAAUGCUAAUGCUAAAGUUUUUUGCCAUCUUUUACACAUCAUAAUGCAAUUUUAAAUAAUGAACUCCAGUUUCUGUUUUCAUCUGAAUCUUAUUUGAAUUUGUUACAUUUGUAUUUUACCAUGAUUUUCUUAUGAAAUUGUUUUUGAAUAAUUAUCUCUUAAAAUUGCAUCUAUUCUUUCUGAAAAUUGAAAGGGGAAAAAGUACCUGAAAAUAUGCGAUAUUAAAAAUUGUCCUUUUUUCUAAAGCAUUCUGCUAUCAGUCCUUGAAUAAAUUCUGUUGCUCUGUAUUAAAUAAAAAAUUUUAUACAUUUUUA
Molecule: messenger RNA, 3984 nt
Organism: Argiope bruennichi
Lineage: Eukaryota; Metazoa; Arthropoda; Arachnida; Araneae; Araneidae
Gene: HisRS
Product: histidine--tRNA ligase, cytoplasmic-like
Exons: 14
Coding region: 181-1722 (513 amino acids)
Biological process (GO): mitochondrial translation; histidyl-tRNA aminoacylation
Cellular component (GO): cytoplasm; mitochondrion
Molecular function (GO): histidine-tRNA ligase activity; ATP binding
Source: RefSeq, a predicted model, not a curated record